This is a messenger RNA of Cucurbita moschata (crookneck pumpkin), 1261 nucleotides long. RefSeq names its product acid phosphatase 1-like. The transcript is spliced from 3 exons. Gene Ontology annotation, molecular function: acid phosphatase activity. The coding region runs from base 378 to 1178 and encodes 266 amino acids. The record is from RefSeq and is a predicted model, not a curated record. NCBI's taxonomy places the organism in Eukaryota, Viridiplantae, Streptophyta, Magnoliopsida, Cucurbitales, Cucurbitaceae.
AUAUAAGAGAAAAAAAAAAAGAAAAUUGAAGGUUGAAAUUUCCUGGAAAGGAAGCCAUGGAGGAGGAUGAACUUGCCUAUUAAACAGAGAUUCCAAUUUCCAUUUCAGAAUUCAGGUAAAUUCAUCAUCGUCUUCGCUUAAUCCUCAAGGCAAGUUCCCUUCAUCCAUCCCUCUCCUCCUCUUCAUCAUCAAUCCACCUUGAAGGAGAGGAAGAGAGGUUACUCAUGUUCAACUCAGGAAUCCCAUUUCGCCCAAUCAACGAAGAAUAACCCUCUUCGUGGAUUUCCAGAAUAUUCCCUUCAAGAUCUCAUAUACCAUUUCUGAUUUCGCUAAUCUUUGUGUAUUUAUUCGCUUGAUCCGUCCCUGUUCCUCUAAGGAUGACUUUUCUUCGAUUCUUCUGUUUCUUUUGCCUGAUUUCUCUAGCUUUUGCUCAUGAAGCUUUCGAUUCGCAUCUCCUUUUGAAACCGCUUGUUCUUGAGGCUCCUGAGAGUGGUGAGAAUCAGUUGAAGGAAGUGGAUGGAGAAAUUAGGUUAAGGUGCGAUAGUUGGAGAUUCAAUGUGGAGGCUAAUAAUUUGAAUCCGUGGAGAACGAUUCCGAAAAAUUGUACUGAAUAUGUGAAACAGUACGUAACGGGUCGAGCGUAUCAACUUGAACUCAAAAUUGCUUCGAAUGAGGCAGGGAUUUUUGCCAAGAGUGUGAAAUUGGUCGGCGAUGGAAAGGAUGUCUGGAUUUUCGACAUAGACGAGACCUUGCUCUCUAAUCUUCCUUACUACACGGAACAUGGUUAUGGCUCGGAGGGCUUUAAAGCUGAUGAGUUUGAUAGCUGGGUCCAGAUGGGUAUGGCACCUGCUAUUCAACCCAGUUUAGAACUCUAUAAGGAGCUUUUGGAUCUAGGAUUCAAGGUGGUUUUGCUUACUGGAAGGAGUGAGUAUCAGAGGGAAGCAACAACGCAGAAUUUGAUAAAUGCAGGGUUUAAUGAUUGGGAUAGGCUCAUACUGAGGAGAGAUGAUGACCACGGGAAGCCAGCAGUACUUUACAAAUCUGAGAAGCGGAGCGAGAUGGAGAACGAAGGAUUUCGAAUCAUCGGAAAUUCCGGUGACCAAUGGAGUGACUUAUUGGGUAUGUCAAUAUCGAUUCGUUCGUUCAAGCUUCCAAAUCCUAUGUAUUACAUUUCCUGAACAUAAUGAACGAUCUGUUAUCAAUUAAACCUUGGUUCAAGAACUCCUACAGGAUUGUAUAUACAUUAAUGAUUGUCUAAUUU